AACAAGCAUGGCAGGAAACAUAAGCAACAGCGCAUCUCCUCUAACUAGUUCUCUGUCUAAACUACAGUCUCUCAACGGACUGUUCGCUAUUUAUAAGAAACAAGGACCGACAUCUGCAGACGUCCUCAAUACACUCAAAGAAGCUUUACUAAAGGAGGCUGGUGUGAAGAAUCCAAACCCGAGGAAGAGGAAGAAGCAGAGUCUGAAGAUGGGUCAUGGAGGGACGCUGGACAGCUCUGCCAGCGGGGUGCUGGUUGUUGGUGUUGGGAAUGGCACAAAAAUGCUCAGCACCAUGUUGGCUGGUUCUAAGAAAUACGUUGCUGUGGGAGAACUGGGGAAAGCAACAGAUACUCUUGAUGCGUCUGGCAGCGUGACUCUGGAGAAAGACUUUGAACACAUCACCAGGGUCGACAUUGAGGAGAAGCUGAAAAACUUUGUUGGUGAUAUUAUGCAAGUCCCUCCACUUUACUCUGCACUGAAGAAAGAUGGCCAGCGUCUGUCUGUCCUGCUGAAGAAAGGCCACAAAGUUGAAGCCAAACCUGCCAGAGCUGUAGCGGUCUACAACCUGACCCUGCAAGAGUUCAAGCCUCCUGUCUUCACUCUGGAUAUCGAAUGCGGUGGAGGAUUUUAUGUGAGAAGCUUGGUGGAUGAUCUGGGAAAAGCUCUGUCGUCAUGUGCUCAUGUCAAAGAGCUGAUCCGUACCAAGCAGGGUCAGUUCACCCUGGAGGAGCACGCUUUACAUGAGGAGCACUGGACACUGGAACAUAUCCUCAAAUCACUGCAGCCCUGCUCAGAGUCAGAGCCGAAUCAGGACUGUACCAAACCGCCACAGGUGGACACCUGAGGAGCAGGUUCACAACAUGACCAGAACUAAAAGUCAACAUCUGGACUUGCUGUUGGUGUGGUGCUUUGUCACGACUCACUGGUUUAACUUCUCCAUUGAUGAGAACAUCAGGUGUUAAUGUGUCCAGCUGUCCUGGAUGAUGAUGAUGAGGUGUUUGUUGGCAGAUGAAGGUUUCUCAAUGGAGACCAAAAUGUCAAAAUAAGACUUAUUAUGGGACUUGUGAUAUGUAGCUCACAUUCCUGUGCUCUCUGUUUGUUUCACCUGAAAUUUAUGUUGUGGUUACAUUUGCUUUUGAAAAUGGAAACACCCACUCCACCCUUCAUCCUCCAUCCUCCACCCUUCAUUCUCCACCCCAACCUCCGUCUCCACCUGCUCUUAUCCAACAUACAGUAAAUACCUGUCCCAAACUAAUUCCACUAUAUAUACAAUGUUCUGUGUCUGUGUGUAUAUUAUAUGUAUGUUUUAUAUUUAUAAUUACACAUGCACAAGGGACAUUGUUUUAACUGUCUGACACACAAACAAGUAAUGGCAAAGAAAGGUAUUUCUGUAGCCAUGCUAGAAAAUACGCUUCAAAUAAGUUGUAUUAGUUUACCUGGAGAUUCAUUCUUGCUCUUAAAGUAAUUUCACAUCUGAGUGAAAUCUAUUUCUGUUCUUCCAAUAAAUUGUUUGACACCCAUUUUUUUUUUUUUUUUUGAAAAUCGAUGUGCCCUGAAUGUGCUGUUGCAUCACAGGUGUUGUAAUCACAGCAUGUCUAACAUCAUU
Scomber japonicus (chub mackerel) is the source of this 1606-nucleotide messenger RNA. RefSeq names its product TruB pseudouridine (psi) synthase family member 1 (gene trub1). Gene Ontology annotation, cellular component: mitochondrion. The transcript has 8 exons. Gene Ontology annotation, biological process: tRNA modification; mRNA pseudouridine synthesis. The record is from RefSeq and is a predicted model, not a curated record. The coding region runs from base 8 to 844 and encodes 278 amino acids. Lineage: Eukaryota; Metazoa; Chordata; Actinopteri; Scombriformes; Scombridae. Gene Ontology annotation, molecular function: RNA binding; pseudouridine synthase activity.